Messenger RNA from Lottia gigantea (owl limpet), 477 nucleotides. RefSeq lists its product as hypothetical. Bases 1 to 477 code for a protein of 158 amino acids. The record is from RefSeq and is a predicted model, not a curated record. The transcript has 2 exons. NCBI's taxonomy places the organism in Eukaryota, Metazoa, Mollusca, Gastropoda, Lottiidae.
AUGACGAACACUUUGAGUCAUGUCAAACACUGUGUGAGUCAUGACAAACACUGUGUGAGUCAUGUCAAACUCUAUGUGAGUCAUGUCAACCACUAUGUGAGUCUUGUCAAACACUGUGUGAGUCGUGACAACUACUAUGUGAGUCUUGUCAAACACUACGUAAGUCAUGUCAAACACUGUGUGAGUCAUGUCAACUACUGUGUGAGUCUUGUCAAGCACUGUUGUAAGAGUCACGACAACCACUAUGUGAGUCUUGUCAAACACUACGUAAGUAAUGUCAACCACUAUGCGAGUCAUGUCAAACACUAUGCGGAUCAUGUCAACCACUAUGCGAGUCAUGUCAACCACUAUGUGAGUCUUGUCAACCACUAUGCGAGUCAUGUCAACCACUGUGAGUCUUUUCAAACACUAUGUGAGUCAUGUCAACCAUUAUGUGAGUCUUGUCAACCACUAUGUGAGUCUUGUCAACCACUGUGA